Messenger RNA from Juglans regia (Persian walnut), 906 nucleotides. Its product is annotated as ubiquitin-conjugating enzyme E2 36. Gene Ontology annotation, cellular component: nucleus. Lineage: Eukaryota; Viridiplantae; Streptophyta; Magnoliopsida; Fagales; Juglandaceae. The transcript has 9 exons. Gene Ontology annotation, molecular function: ubiquitin conjugating enzyme activity. The record is from RefSeq and is a predicted model, not a curated record. Gene Ontology annotation, biological process: DNA damage tolerance; protein K63-linked ubiquitination. Bases 121 to 663 code for a protein of 180 amino acids.
AGCCCCCCCUCUCCAGAAAUUCGUCAUAUCGGGCAUUCUCUUCGGUGUUCUCUCUUUUAACUCUCUCUCUCUCUCUCUCUAAACCCUUUGGCAUUUGCGUGCACUGUAAUCGGCCCUGAAAUGGCCAACAGUAAUCUACCGCGAAGAAUCAUCAAGGAAACUCAGCGUCUCCUAAGUGAACCUGCGCCGGGAAUUAGUGCUUCACCAUCGGAGGACAACAUGCGAUAUUUUAAUGUAAUGAUCCUUGGCCCAACACAGUCUCCAUAUGAAGGAGGGGUCUUCAAGUUGGAAUUGUUUUUGCCUGAAGAAUAUCCAAUGGCUGCUCCCAAGAAUGAGGGGUGCAACACGAGGAUUUCCCAGGAGGUCACCCAGCCCACUACUACUCUCACACAAGCACGGGGUCCACUGCUAGUCAGAUUUCUCACUAAAAUAUAUCAUCCUAACAUUGACAAGCUUGGAAGGAUAUGCCUUGAUAUUCUGAAAGACAAAUGGAGCCCUGCUCUCCAAAUACGAACUGUACUUUUGAGCAUUCAAGCACUUUUGAGUGCUCCAAACCCCGAUGAUCCACUUUCUGAGAACAUCGCUAAGCAUUGGAAAACAAAUGAGGCUGAAGCUGUUGAAACAGCGAAGGAGUGGACUCGUUUAUAUGCAAGUGGUGCCUGAUGACACGGCUGAAAGCUUUGCUUCCCCUCUAGUAACAUUUAAUGAAAUGUUGUAUGGAAUUGACUGUCAAUUUUAAAUGGAAAUUUGGAAGAAAUGAUCUUUGAAAAAUCGGAGUUUAAUAUUUCUCCAAAGCUUCCAGUUGCCUCCUCCCAUGGAAGUCUUUGUGGAACUUGUAUGAUAUAUUCAGCCAUUAAUUUGGCGAAGGAUCUAUAUAUAUAUAUAUAGUAGUUGCUUCGGCCUCAA